AGCUGAGCCACAGUGGCCGUUUCUCUCUUCUCCAGUGAAUAAGCGUGGCUGUGGCGCACUGUAGUUGCGUCACUGCGUUUUUGUUUAGGGGGCUUUGCCAGCUGCGCCGACUGUGCCAAGUGCCUGCCCACUUGGACCUUUUAGGGGCUCCGACCCACUAAAAAAGCUGGCCCUGAAUGCCCGGCCGUUCCAGAACUCCGCCUGCAGUGACGAGACAGGCUGUGCACCUCUACUUGGACACAUUUUCAACUUUGUGCUCUGUGCUUCUUUUCCUUUUUCUUCUUUCUUCAUCAUCGCCAACACAGAGCCGCAGCAGGUUUCCUUGUUUUCUUUGUGAACUUUCCUUGUCUCUUUCUCAAUUAUCCAACCUUAGACUUCAAUUCACAUCUCAUCUCAUCUCUUCCGAUCGUCUCACAUCGCGAGUUAUCAGCGUCGUCACCACAUCAUAAAUAAAUACAAACCACCAGAACCAUGGCAGCAACAGAGCCAACGGCGACGCCCAAGCUGGCGUCGUACUUUUCCAAGCUCAACCCUAUUCCAGCGUUUCCCGAAUAUACCGGCCCCUACAAGGUUGGCACUAUGGAUGUAGAAAUCCCCGUAUCCGAUCUCAGCGCCCCAAGCCCAGCUCCUCCCAACGCAAAGGGAAUCGAAACCAUCCAGUUCCGCGUUUUCUAUCCCGCAGUAGCCGAAUCUACUGAGAAGCGCAUUAACUGGCUGCCUGCGCCGCAGCGACAACAUGUGGCCGCGUAUACCCAGUUCAUGGGCGUUGGUCAGACGCUCGCUGGAUUUCUCUCAUUUCUUCCCCGACACCUGCAUUACUCGACGAUCCCAGUUCAUAAAAAUGCCACCAUGGAAAAGGCGACUACAGAAGACGGCCGAUGGCCAACCAUGAUCUUUUCCCAUGGUUUGGGCGGCAGCCGCAACUCAUAUUCAUACAUUGCUGGUUCCUUGGCCUCGCAUGGUGUUGUAGUAUUUUGCCCAGAGCAUAGAGACGGCAGUGCUGUCGUAUCCUUUAUCCGUCUACAGGAUCAGGUCGGCCGCUUUUUCACAUCCAGCACUCGUCGUGUUGUCCCCUAUAAUCGCAUCGCCCACGAAGUGACACCAGAAGUUUACGAAGCCCGUGAGGCACAAUUACGAAUCCGCCUUUGGGAAAUGGGAUUGGCCCAUGAAGCUAUUCUUGCUAUGGAUAAGGGCGAAUCCUUCACAAAUCUGAACCUCUCUACGCCUUCUCUGGAACAAUUUGCUGGGCAGCUUGAUGUCCACCGACCAGGAAGCAUCAUCUUCGCUGGCCACAGUUUUGGCGCUGCGACAAUCCACCAGCUUCUCAAGUCGACUUUCUACGCCGAUGUUCCUGAAGUCAAGAACAUGGGAAACCCGCUCUUUACCCCCGCCGCCGACUGCAGCCUCCGGAAACAAGUUACCGAGCGAUCCGUCACCAUGCUUCUCGAUAUGUGGUGCCUACCACUUCUGGCGCCCAACUCGGCACCGCUUUUCAGACUUCCUCUCCCAGUUUACGCGGACCGCGCUACGUCCGCAGGAGGUUCUGCUCUACUUGCUGUAGAGUCUGAAGCGUUCUACAAGUGGACUGAGCAGCUGCACGUAAAGGCUCGUCUGCUGUCUCCCGAUCCAUCGGCUGAGAUUGUCAGCGCUGAGCUUUAUGAGAAGCCCAGCGGUAUUAAGCUUCCAGAGCCCAACUUCUUCUACGUUGCCAACUCGGCCCAUCUCAACCAAUCCGACUUUGGUGUUCUCUUCCCUAUGCUGACCAAGAGAGUUUUUGAUGCGCAACAACCCGAACGAGCCCUCCGACUCAACCUUCGAGCCCAGUUGCAGCUUUUGCGAGCCAACAGUGUACCAGUCGCUCGUACAUAUGCUGGAGAUUUGGUAGAUGGCGCUCAUGUCGACAAACUCGAUAUGCUCACCAAGGUCAGCAGCCAUCCUGAUACAGAGGACGGCAUCAACGAUGACAAGGCCAUUUUCGAUCGCAGCGGUAACGAUGUUGUCGAUCACUGGCACUGGAUCGACAUUAUUGGCCUCGGCGAGGCUGGCACUGCUGCCCGUGGGCUUACAGCUGUUGACGAGGUUGAGGCUAGUGAGCCGGCGAUGCAGGGUGAACUUGAGCCCAACCAACAGCCAGCCCGAGUAGCUGUUACAGCAGCGAUUGCUGUAGACGCCGCUGCUUAAGCGGAUUCACUCCAAAAACCCUUUUACUAUGUUGCCAUUCGAUACCCCCCAACAAGCCCAACCAUUACGGGCGUGUAAUACUAGCAUACAGCGUGUGGCGUAGGACGCCAAAACAACCGCAACAGGAAUUGCGAUACCUUUUACAUUUAGAGCAUAGACACUGGCAUUUUGAUUUCCUUUUUUGAUUUAUUGGUAUUUGGUACUAGGGCAUUUAUAUUGCCCCAUUGCAUGCGAUAGCGACCUGGAAAUUACAUUGCAUAUUCAUUUCAUUUCGUCUCAUUUGCCCCUGAUGGCGCUCCUGUCCCCCUUGUGACUUUAGCAACCCUGAAAACGACGUGAUCUUUCUCUAGCUGCAUACUCCAUCAAUGGCAGCAAGAUAUCCAUGCAUUCACUGAGUGGUUUGUGCUCCCAAUCAAGCAUCAUGUGUGCCCGUUCCGCAUCGUACCAACCUCCGCAGCGGUCGGAGCGAGGAGGCGGCUGACGCAACUCGACAAAACACCGGCUUAACAAGUCAAGAUGCUUUGUAGCGAGCGCAUCUUCAGGAACCGGCGACGUUCUGUCAUUAAAGUAGUAAUCGCCCAGCCAUGUUUUGAGACGCUCCAUAUCCUGCGCAGACAGAGGCGACGGAGGAGGGCCUGGUAUCUGGAGGAACCAUGCAAAGUAGUCGCCCGCUGCCUGAAAAGGUUGAAAGCAGAACAGGUGGCCAAUCUCUUCUGUCGACUUGUGCGAGCAGGGUUUUAGAAUUGAUGUCUCUGCUGUGAUUGCCCGCGGCACCUUGUUUGGGCACGAUUUCCAGGUAUGGCGGUACGGAACGCUUGGUCGUUUGCACCAGCAGCCCGUCUUAUCCAUUGGCGGAGGCGGGCGCAGAUUUAGAAGCUGGUAGGGACUAUUAUUUGGGAUUUCCAGCACGCGCGCCUCGAUUAUCUGUAGCAGCGAAUGCAGUAUAUCAUGAUAAAAGGUUGUCUUGGCGAUGGAGAAGGGCUCGGCCUUUUUGCUCCGCGGCGUGAUGGACAGAGACAGAGGCAUUGUGAGUAUUGAUAUUGAGAAUAGUUAGUAUGGGUUUUGAUAAUAAAUUGCGCCUGUAUUAAUACUUGUAGAAUUAAGCUGUGCUUCACUGUUAAACUAAUCCAUAGUCGCGGCCCAACACGCCAUCGUGUUAAAUGUUUGCGCUGCAGGCGACCUGUGAUACGACUCGACGCCUCCGUUACACAAAGCGGUCAAGGCCCAUGCGGAGGUGACUCGGCGGGCACUAUCUUGCAGCAGAUAUGCAAACAGCCGCCGUGGAAGAUUCUCUAUAAGAAACAGAAUCACCACGGACUUAUUGGGGCGUGGGUUUUGUCCCGCGCGCCAUGAAUGCCUGCUGAGGACCAGACAUGUCUGCUGGUAACUCACACAUUUCGUUAAAGAGACGCCAUUUCCAUCCGUCUAGGCCAGCGGCCGAAUAAUAGCUCUGUAACUCGGUUUCAGUGAAGCCGUGGCGCGUCACAAUGUGAUCAAACUUGGAUGAAUGUGCAGCGCAGCCGCUCUCCUUUCUGUCGACCCAGUCUAGAAUAAUGAGGACGCCACCAGGGCGUAGAAGGUUGGACAGGCGCUGAGUCAGGGUCGCUGGAUCUUGGACAUGGUGUAGCGCCAGACUCAUGACGAUGAGAUCAAAGUCGGCGUUCGGGAAGGGCUUGCCAGCGAGAACAUCCCCUUCGAUGGCGUGCAUCCUUUCGCAAGGGAAGCCGGCCUUUGUGGCUUCGGCGUUGUAUGCCUCAACCAUGUUGGACGAGAUAUCUAUCCCGCGGAUGACGGGGAAGUGCGUAGCAAGGGC
This is a messenger RNA of [Torrubiella] hemipterigena, 3994 nucleotides long. NCBI's taxonomy places the organism in Eukaryota, Fungi, Ascomycota, Sordariomycetes, Hypocreales, Clavicipitaceae. The record is from the annotation of a GenBank genome assembly.